Molecule: messenger RNA, 1017 nt
Organism: Endocarpon pusillum Z07020
Lineage: Eukaryota; Fungi; Ascomycota; Eurotiomycetes; Verrucariales; Verrucariaceae
Product: 26S proteasome regulatory subunit rpn11
Exons: 3
Coding region: 1-1017 (338 amino acids)
Biological process (GO): proteasome-mediated ubiquitin-dependent protein catabolic process; protein deubiquitination
Cellular component (GO): proteasome regulatory particle, lid subcomplex
Molecular function (GO): protein binding; metallopeptidase activity; proteasome binding
Source: RefSeq, a predicted model, not a curated record
AUGGAUCGCCUCAACCGUAUGCUCGCUGCAGCUCAAAGCAUGCCCGGCAUGAAUCAAGGCGCAGCUGGCCAGGACACGCCGAAUCUUAUCGACAACUCCGAAACCGUCUACAUCUCAUCUCUCGCCUUACUCAAGAUGCUCCGACACGGCCGAGCAGGGGUGCCGAUGGAAGUGAUGGGCUUGAUGCUGGGCGAGUUCGUUGAUGACUUCACAGUUCGAGUGGUGGACGUUUUCGCCAUGCCACAAUCUGGAACAGGAGUUAGUGUUGAAGCUGUGGAUCCAGUUUUCCAGACCAAGAUGAUGGACAUGUUACGGCAGACAGGACGGCCUGAAACAGUAGUAGGCUGGUACCAUUCACAUCCAGGAUUUGGCUGCUGGCUCUCGUCGGUCGAUAUCAACACCCAACAAUCCUUUGAACAGCUCACACCCCGCGCCGUCGCUGUAGUGGUUGAUCCCAUCCAGUCCGUCAAAGGGAAGGUCGUGAUAGAUGCUUUCCGCCUCAUCGCCCCUCAAACCCUUAUGAUGGGCCAGGAACCUCGACAAACAACCUCCAACCUGGGCCAUCUCAAUAAACCCAGCAUUCAAGCCUUGAUACAUGGACUGAAUCGACAUUACUACAGUAUCGGCAUCCAGUAUCGAAAAACGGGCCUCGAGGAGAAUAUGCUCAUGAAUCUACACAAAGAAGUCUGGACAGAAGGCCUGGAGCUGCCAGGCAGUUUUGAAGGAGAGAGAAAACGGAACGAGGAGGGCUUAAGGCAGUUAGUCCACCUGGCAGAAGGUUACGAGAAGAGGGUGCGCGAGGAAGGAGAGCUCACUAAGGAUCAAUUGAAGACGAGAUACGUUGGUAAAGUUGAUCCCAAGAAACACAUUGAAGAUGUGGGCCAACAGCUGAUCGAAGACAACAUCGUUGCUGUAUCACGACAGAUGAUAGACAAAGAAGCCAGCAACGCAAAGAAGGCACAGCAAACGAAUGGCCACCAAGAGAAUGGUGGCAUGGAGGUUGACGAAGAGUUAUAG